AACAAGACUCUUCGGAUCCUCACAAAGCUAACUGUUCCUCAGGCCUCAUCACCACCCGCCGUCCCGUCCUUGUCUUUCUACAAUCUACCGCACUUCAUGCUGGAGAUAUGCGAAACUGAUUUUGGAGUUGUUCCAACGGCUGUUCUUUCUCGCAGUGAACAGGAGCUGAUGCUGUAUUAAUUUCCAAUGUUCGACCUCACGAAUCUGGCGCAACCCUUAGGGCAAUGAGCUAUUGAUGGUCUCAGUGCGCGAAAUGAAUCUUUCGUAUCGAAGCUGACUCGAAUUGUAGAGAGACACAAGUGCCAAGCCGGAUCUUGCCUUCGCGUACUGGUUCACAUCGUCUAUCGCCAACUCUCAAUUCCCUGUGACAUCAUCCACGAAAUCCAACGAAUGACGCUACACGAAAGGUUGGGAUGGUUCGCAGCGCAAACAUUUCAGCUCUGGGCAUACAACAUUCCGAAAGCGCUGAUAGGACUCGCUUAGCUGCUUCUGCAGCCUGCAAUGCAUACUUGAUGCUUACCAUCGCUUACCAUCGCUUACUCACACCCAGUGAUUUGGACCUGAACAACAAAAUAUGCGGGGAAAGCAUAUUCACGCAAGCUUCGAGGGAAAACUUCAGGUAUAAAAAGCGGGUGGUUUAUGUUCCGCACUGGACAACAAGCAGAGAAGUUCGAGGCACUAUACUGGACAAUAACUCAGCUUACAGUCUUUUCGGGCCUUCUCAGCGUCCCAAAUUCAUAUCGACCUCAUUUAGUCAAAAUGACCGUGACUUCCACGGAUAAUCUGGCCAUCCCGCAAGGCGCACGUGUUCUGGUAUCCGGAGCAAAUGGCUUCAUUGCUAGCCAUGUCGUCAAGCAGUUGCUGAGGAACGGGUACAAGGUUCGUGGUACGGUUCGAAAUCUCAAAAGCUCAUCUUGGCUUAUUGCCUUAUUUGAAUCACAAUACGGAAAAGGUUUUGUUGAGCUUGUCGAAGUCCCCGAUAUGGCAGCAAAAGGUGCCUUCGACGAGGCUGUCAGGGGUGUCUCCGGAUUCAUUCACACAGCGACUCCCGUUAUGCAGAUUCAAGAUCCUAAUAUUGCUGUCCCGACUGUUGUCGAAGGUACAAAGAACGCGCUACAAUCAGCGGUCAAAGCUGGGAUCAAGAGAUUUGUGCUCACUUCGUCAUCCACCGCUGCCUCUAGUCCGAUCCCCAACAAAGUCUUCACGAUGGACGAGAAAACCUGGAAUGAGGUAGCAGUGAAGAAUGCCUGGGCACCUCCGCCUUACGAUGGGGUGCAGCGCAGACUGGAUGUCUAUUAG
Periconia digitata is the source of this 1299-nucleotide messenger RNA. The record is from the annotation of a GenBank genome assembly. Lineage: Eukaryota; Fungi; Ascomycota; Dothideomycetes; Pleosporales; Periconiaceae.